Messenger RNA from Geodia barretti, 1347 nucleotides. The record is from the annotation of a GenBank genome assembly. NCBI's taxonomy places the organism in Eukaryota, Metazoa, Porifera, Demospongiae, Tetractinellida, Geodiidae.
AUGAUCGGUCUGAAACCUCUCCUGUCCUUCAUCUGCAUUGUAUUAAUCGUACUAACCGGCUGCGGUGAAAAACGCGAAAAACAGGAGAAACCUGAUGAAUGGCACAAGCCCUCCCAAGCUGAUUUCGCGAUUCCGCCUUACGCCCGUUACCUUGAAGGAAUCAAAAUCUGCCUCGACCCAGGACACGGUGGACAGGCUCACCUGCCGAAUUACAAGCGCGGACCAACCGGGCUCCGCGAGGCAGAGGUGAACCUGCGCGUGGCACUGUAUCUGCACGAAUUCCUGACCGAGGUCGGUGCGAUUGUCUUCAUGACGCGCACCGAUGAUUCCUUCGUCAGUAUCUCGGACCGCAGUAAGCUCGCCAACAAGAACGUUGUUGAUUUUUUUAUCUCCCUCCACCACAACUUUUUCAGUAACCCCGAAACCAAUUACACCUCUACAUGGUAUCAUCAAGAUGCAGAUGAUUCCCGCACAAGCUUGGACCUCGCCCGCUAUGUGCAGCAGAGUGUCGUUGAUACGUUGCAGCUGCCGCAAUUUCCGCCAACAGGGCUUUAUUCAGAUCGAUUGGUAAUCCCUUCGGGGUUCGGUGUACUACGUCAGACGAAGCGACCCGCCAUUUUGUGUGAAGCGUCGUUUUAUUCCGACCCUGAAGAAGAGCAACGUUUGAAAGAGAAGUCAUACAACAAGCGCGAGGCUUACGGCUAUUUUCUUGGUAUUGCGCGCUACGUUGCGGCGGGGUUGCCGAAGGGCAUCCUGCUGACACCAGCACCAGAAUCAUCUGUCGAAACAAAAACACCGCGCAUCCAGAUUCGUGUAGCAGAUGGCUUGCAUGAGCGCGGCGCAUGGAUGCUCAAGCGGCAACAGGUCUUCUCCGAUUCCAUCCGCGUCAAACUUGAUGGCACUGUCGUUCCCCACCAGUAUCUCCGCACCGAAGACCUUAUUGUGGUUACCCUACCGAAGCCACUCUCCAACGGCGUACAUCUUGUCGAAACCGAUCUUGUCAACUACUACGGAAAUCAUAGCUUGCCGAACAAGCAGUGGUUCAAAGUUGUCCCACCUGCUGCAAAACUGAAACUCCGCGCAUGGACGAAAACCCUUCCCCCCGAUGGUGCAAGCUACGUCGGCAUCACCGCCACCGCCUUGGACAAAAACGGUCUACCAAUCGCAGAUGAUGAACCAAUUCAUGCUCAGACAUCGCUUGGGCGACUCGCUGAGACCGAAAGCACUUCACAGAACGGAGAAGCACGAUUUUACCUACACACAGACGCGACGCAGCCGCAGUCAGGUCGCGCACAGGGUGAAAGUUGCUUACAAAGACAAAUCAGCAACCAUCACCAUCCGUUUUGA